AUGCUUAUUAUGAACUGGUUGGUUUUGACAAAAUCGAAUUAUGAUGAUUAUAAGGAUUUGAAGGAUCACCAGGGAAACGAGAAGAAUCGCAAUGAGAAGAAGCUGUUCUCCGGCAAAACCAUAAACAAAUUUUUCGGUGGCGCGAAAUUGUCGAGCUACAUCUCGGCAAUUCCCAGCUCGUAUCCGCACAGCAACUCCGGAAUCGACACCGUCAUGCUCAUGGAAGAUGUCGCAGGAUGGGUCCGUGCGCAAUCUUCUGAAGAGAAUGAAGGUGCUAUACAAGCAGCCGUCAAUCUUCUCGCGUUGGUCCAUGACAUGAAACAAUUUUCGGCGGAGGUCUGCGGACAGAAAUUUUUCAAAUUUGUUGAAUUCGCGGAUUUUCUCAGAUUGCAAAGGACAAAAUACAAGGCUAGCUCAACGCCACCUGAAAUCAAUCUGCUCACACAAAACAAUGAAACGAAGGCGUUUUCGUUUAAAGUCAGCAUUAAUAGCACAUGCAAAAUGGGGUAUAAUGUGCUAGAUGAGUAUACAUUCUUCAUUGGGAAAUAUUCGGCUAUCUUUUCAAUAUACCAUAUUGAUCGAAUGAUUUUUGGCGGUGGAUGCGCCGAAACGGGAUCAGUCAAUCCGGAUCACAUAUUUCCGAACAAGACAACACGAAUAAUUUCCGAGUUUGGAAGCGGCCAGGAGUUUGGACAAGACGUUGCGAAGCGGAUUCCGUUUCCGCCGCCGUCUGAAGGCUAUCCAUCGAACGUCUAUCAGACACAUUUUGCAAGUGCCAAUCAGUUCAAAUCAAAAAUUUGCACCGCACCAGGCAUGGAAUUCAGUUUAGCCCAAUUCGAAGCCUAUUCAUCAUUUUUCUACGCGCGCUGGAAAAUUCCGACACGAGAAAUGGGCAAAGGAGCAGGAUCGACCUAUUACGAACUGGUCGAUACACCCGAUCUUUAUGUCUUCCGACAUAACAUCCCUUUGAUGUAUCUUAAUCGAUAUAUCAUGUUUUGGGAUUUCAUUGUUCGAUGCGAAUACAAUAUCAAUGGAGACGGAAAGUGGAAAAUCACGGCGGUUGAUAUUGGAUGUCCGAAGCAGCAUAUAGCGGGAAAAGGAAUUGAGGAGACUUAUGGUCAUGGAAUAGUGGAGCAAGCGAACAAAGCAAUUACUGCAUUGGUCGAAUCGAGAAAUUCGGAAGAUUGGGAAUGUCGCUUCAAUUUCAAUAAACUUUUCGAAUUCAACGAGAAACCGAUGAAAUUGAAAAUUUGCGAUACGGAGAGCCAAGACGUGAAGAAGACAAUGUGGGAGUUGUUCACAUCGUAUGAUGCACAGAGCCAUCGUGUCACAACGAGCAUUAUCUCGUAUGCGCCGUACCUCAAGUUCACCAUCAAAACCGAACUUAUCGUUUGUGGCGUCACCGGAAAUGAGUCGAGCUGGAAUUUCCGCGCAAAAUAUGAUCCCAUUAUGACGAUUUACAACUUUGAGGAGCUCGAAAUUGCGUGUCCAAUUGUCAUUAGUUAUGGCCCAUUGAUUGUGACGAAUUCAACGAGAUUUUAA
Messenger RNA from Caenorhabditis bovis, 1542 nucleotides. Lineage: Eukaryota; Metazoa; Nematoda; Chromadorea; Rhabditida; Rhabditidae. The record is from the annotation of a GenBank genome assembly.